AAUCUAUAUAGUUUUGUGUUUUGAAAUUAUAAGUUUGAAUUGAUUUGAUAAAUGCAGAUAUUUGGGUGAUGGGUGGAGCAGUCAUGUACAUCAAAGAUGACUUUGAGUUAACGGACGUCCAAUGGAGAUCCUCGCCGGGAUACUGAACGUGUUCUCUCUGGUUGGUUCCGCCGCGACCUCCGACGGGAUUGGCCGCCGGUACACCAUGGUGGUCGCCUCCGUGAUCUUCUUCGUGGGUGCCAUCCUCAUGGGUUUCGCCACCAACUACGCUUUCCUGUUGGCGGGCCGCUUCGUCGCCGGUGUCGGAGUGGGGUACGCCCUCAUGAUUGCUCCCUUUACACCGCCGAAGUCUCUCCGGCGUCCUCCCGUGGCUUCCUCACCUCCUCCCCUGAAGUUUUCAUCAACGCCGGCCACCGGAAUCGACAGCCCGAAGAUUUUCGAGAACGCCGGGAUAAAGUCCGACAACAACAAGCUGCUGUGCACGGUGGCGGUCGUCGGGUUCGUCAAGACUCUCUUCAUUUUGAUUGCAACCUUCACAUUACACAGGUUCGGGCGCCGGAAGCUGCUGCUGACGAGCAUCGACGGCAUGGCGGCGUCAAUGGCGUUGCUGGCUUUAGGGCUGACGGUAAUUGACCACUACACGGACCAUAAGGUGACGUGGGCCCUGGCGCUGAUGAGCAUAACGAUGGUGCUAGUCUACGUGGCGUUCUUCUCCAUGGGAAUGGGGCCCAUCACGUGGGUGUACAACUCAGAGAUAUUCCCGCUGCGGCUGAGGGCCACCGGGGUGAUAUCCACGACGUUCAUGUCGCUGUACAAAGCUGUCACCAUCGGCGACGCGUUCUACAUGUAAAGCGGCGGCACCGUCGUCUCGUUCCUGUUCU
Messenger RNA from Cuscuta campestris, 881 nucleotides. NCBI's taxonomy places the organism in Eukaryota, Viridiplantae, Streptophyta, Magnoliopsida, Solanales, Convolvulaceae. The record is from the annotation of a GenBank genome assembly.